Striga asiatica is the source of this 1688-nucleotide messenger RNA. NCBI's taxonomy places the organism in Eukaryota, Viridiplantae, Streptophyta, Magnoliopsida, Lamiales, Orobanchaceae. The record is from the annotation of a GenBank genome assembly.
ACUUUCUUCUACUUCACGUGCCUCGUAGAGAUAAGGAACAAUUUCAAAUGGAAUUCCAAGAUACUAAUCCAAAUUCUCAUUUCCAACCACCUUUUGUCAAUUCUAACAUACAGUCCCAAUUUACAAAUCAUGUUAGCCAUCUGAAUCCAUCAUCAUCCUCACAGCCCAACUUUCUGUAUGUUCCUAUAAAUGCCUCAUACACUCCAUUUGCUAAUCAACAACCUGGAAACCAAUAUUCAUUCAAGAUCUAUUGAAUAGCCAUAACAGUACUUUUGACAAUGUUCAAAAUUUAGUUGGGUCUCAAUGUCUUAAUGAUAAUGGAAGCAAUACUCAAAACUCUAAGAACUCACAUGCUUCUGUUGCUAACAAAAAUUGGACUAAAGUCGAAGAUAUAGCAUUGACGAAAGCAUGGCUGUAUGUAUCUGUUGAUUCCGAUGUUGGUAACAAUCAAAAGAAUACGCAAAUGUGGAAUCGUAUUUUAUUGCAUUGGAAGGAGAAUAUGGGGGCGGAUUGCAACAAUUCACGAAAUACCAACAGCUUAGGAUGUCAAUGGGCAAAAAUUCAAUCCGCUGUUAGCAAAUUUCACGGAAUUUAUGAGCGUCUAGAGAGAAUUCCUCAGAGUGGAUCCAAUAUGGAAGAUCUGAGAAGCAAAGAGGGCAUAUGAAGAUAUCAACAACAAGCAAGACUUUAAAUUUGAGCAUUGUUGGGACAUCAUGAGAAAGAAUCCAAAAUGGUGUACGAAUCAACUUACAAAGACGAGUGGAUCAAACAAAUCGAAAGCAGACAAUGUUAGCCAUCUGCCAAAUGAUUUGCCGUUUGUUAAUCUUGCUGAUGAUGCGUGUAUAAAUCCUCUUGGGAGUGAAAUGCUGAAAUAGAUGGUUUAGUCCAUCCUCAGGGAAGAAAAGCCAGUAAAGAUAAAAAAAAGAAAGCCAAAUGAUGAAAAGGGAGUUGUAGAGGUGUUAGGUAAGCUACAAUGCACUCUAGAAAUGCAUGUGAAUAUCACUAGAGAAGAGCUGGAGCUGAAAAAAGAGCGAGAAAAAAAGGAGCAUGAGCUACGGGAGCAGGUAAUAAAGAAAGAGUUCGAAAUGAAACAAAAAGCUCAGAGAUUGAAAAAGAAAGGUCAACAAAUGAAAAAAAGAGUUAUAGAAAUGAAAGAGAAUGCUCAAAGACUGAAGAUGAAAGACCAAGAAUUGAAAGAAAAUGCUCAGAGAAGGCGCGAUCAAGAGAUCAUUAUGAAUCAGGAUGUGACCAAAUUAUCCCCAGCCAUGCGAGAAACUAUUGAACUGUACCGAGUUCAAAUACUGAAGGAAUGGGAAAAUGAUUGUUGCAUCAACAACAUAAAUCAGACAGGUUCAUCUGGAUCGUGAUAAUGUGUAACUAACGGUCUUUUCGAAAGCUGCUACUACGUUCACGUAUUUAGAUUAGCUAUUACUUUUUUUUUUAUCAACUUUUGUUAUUCUAAGUUAAUGUACUUGUUCAGUUGUUAGUUUUUAUUUACUUGCUCUGGCCUCUGUAUUAAAUGCAGAGUUGUGAGAAUGUGAUUUGUGGGUUCAGAGGUUGUAAUUGAAGGGCUUGAGUUGGUUUAUGUUUUCAAGUGAGAUGAAUUUGUGUGUUUGGAAAUGGAAGAAUUGCUUCUCUAAUUCAACUGUGUGAACUCUCCAUUUUAUUUUUAGUAGGCUCAGGUGGUG